AAUCGUACUGUUGUGAACCGUACCUGUCCACCGCGCUGGGAAAUCGCGUCUAAUCCCAGAAAAAGACGGCGUAAAAUUGCCGAUCCAUAACUGAAAACAACGCCGCACCGCCAACCGCCUCUCCAUCUCCGAUUAAAGAACCCAAAUUUAUAAACCCUAGUUAAAAUUAAUUCCAAUCAAUUCGUUCUCCAUCCUUUCAAAACAAAAAAAAGUUUAUUUCUUAAUUUUCUAAGUACCGCAAUCAGGGUUUGAUAUUUCCCUUUUUUUCGUUUUUCACAUUUUUGAAGAAAAUACUUAGAGAGGGUAAUUUAGAAUUUUAAUCUGAGGUAGGGGUUUUUAAAGCUUCCAAUGGCGAUUCUAGGCGACGCGCUACGGCAAGCGUUUAUGCCGAAGCACGAGUACGAGAGCCUACGGGAGGAAGAUAAAGCUUGGACGAAGCUACAAAGGCCGAUCUUAAUCGGUUCCAUAGUGAUCAUUUGUGUUGCGAUCUUCGUUUGCAUGAUUAUAAGCUUGAAGAUUGUGUUUCCGGGAGAUGAUUUGAAGCGACCGUUUUGCGAUGACCGGAGACUGCAGCCUUUGCCGUUGAAUCCUAAAGGUGGAGGUGUCGGCGAUCCAGAUCUGUUUCCCGGAGCAUUUUAUUUGACUGAUCAAGAAACCGUAGACUACUAUUGGAUGGUUGUGUUCAUUCCAUCUAUGAUCAUUUUUUUGGCUUCAGCUGCGUAUCUGGUGGCAGGAAUUGUUGUUGCUUAUUCUGCUCCAACUAGGCAUGGAUGUUUAAAGGUGGUUGAAAAUAAUUACUGUGCUUCAAAAAGAGGUGGAGUUCGCUGCUUGUCUAUUUUGAAUGCGGUUUUUGCUCUCAUUUUUGGUCUUCUUGCUUUGUUCUUGGGCUCAAGCCUCCUCACAUUAGGAAGUAGCUGCUCUUUGCCCCUGUUUUGGUGCUACGAGAUUGCUUCAUGGGGGCUGGUGAUUCUAUAUGGAGGAACUGCCAUCUUCCUAAGAAGGAGAGCAGCCAUAAUUCUUGAUGAAGGAGAAUUUGGUAGUCGAACCCUUGGUUUAGAAAUGUUGGAGGCUAACCCCUUGGAAGUCACCCCAGAUGUGGAAAGGCGUGUUAAUGAAGGCUUCAAAGCGUGGAUGGGAUCAUCCCUUCUAUCAUCUGAUGAAGAAGAUGAACCUGAGAGUUAUCACGAAGUGCCUCACGUAACACGUACAAGUUCUAACAGGCAGAGAGUGUGAUUCAUGUAUCUAGUCUCCAGUGUUCACACUUUUUUGGGGAAAUUUUGGAGUGUGGAAGCUCAAGCUUAAGAGCCAUUGAACCAAAUACCAAUAGCUCAUGAGCAGAACAGCUUUUAACUGUAGCAACAAUCAUGAUGUCCGGUUGUCGGGCACAGUAACCGACUUUGAUAGCUUGUGAAAAGUUCACCAGCAAGGGUGAGCUGUUGUCCUUUUGUGUUUUGAGCCCUAGCCAUGAAAGAGCGUUUUAACUAGUCUUUCUUGUAUAGCUUGUUUACUUGCCGGACUAGGUCCUCAAAACUUCAAAAUUCAGUAAUUGAAAGAAAAAAGAAAUCACUCAAAGUUAUUCA
Messenger RNA from Gossypium raimondii (Peruvian cotton), 1580 nucleotides. RefSeq lists its product as uncharacterized. The transcript is spliced from 3 exons. Lineage: Eukaryota; Viridiplantae; Streptophyta; Magnoliopsida; Malvales; Malvaceae. Bases 349 to 1233 code for a protein of 294 amino acids. The record is from RefSeq and is a predicted model, not a curated record.